AUGUCUUUUGGCAACACAAUUAGAAACAGACAAGACAGGAUACCUCAUGAUCAGGUUAGAGUAAUCCGGUCGAGAAAAUUUCUCACCGCAGUAGAAAUGGAUAAUAUAAAAGCAAUCGUAUCAGAACGACAAGGGAUAAUUGCUGCUGAGAAUGAAGAGCGACCAACUGAUGUUAUAGAACUCAUAGAAAGAUCAUUGGCGAUGGCGGCAGUUUCUUCAGAAGAAGAAGAAGACAAAGGGGUACAAAAACUGAUUCUGUCACUGAUAUCCCAGAAAUACCACAUGAUGUUAGACCCACCCUAUCAAGGAUUCCUUACAACUUUAGAUCCCGGAUGA
Messenger RNA from Nezara viridula (southern green stink bug), 336 nucleotides. NCBI's taxonomy places the organism in Eukaryota, Metazoa, Arthropoda, Insecta, Hemiptera, Pentatomidae. The record is from the annotation of a GenBank genome assembly.